Molecule: messenger RNA, 4022 nt
Organism: Cimex lectularius (bed bug)
Lineage: Eukaryota; Metazoa; Arthropoda; Insecta; Hemiptera; Cimicidae
Gene: Graf
Product: rho GTPase-activating protein 26
Exons: 20
Coding region: 258-2690 (810 amino acids)
Biological process (GO): signal transduction
Cellular component (GO): cytoplasm
Molecular function (GO): protein binding; GTPase activator activity
Source: RefSeq, a predicted model, not a curated record
GCUGGAUUCUUCCUCACCACUCCAAAAUUUCCAGCGGUGCUUCAGUUUGUUUCUGUCCAGUGUCGAACAGUUGUCGGGGCGGUGGGCUCGUCGAGUCUCGUCAAUUCGUUUCUUCGUAACAUUUCACCAGCUGUGGAGCGGCCGAAGGGUUCUCGUUUUACAAGUUCUCCGGCUCCUUUGGGCUCGUCUCGUUUCGCUUGUCGCCCGGCGCGAGUUAUGAAAAUAGUCGAAAACAAUUUUAUCUAAAGCGGACAAAAAUGGGAGUCGGUCUUCAGCCUUUGGAGUUCACGGAGUGCAUCGCGGACAGCCCUCAUUUCAGGGAAAAGCUCCACGCACAUGAAAAGGAACUGGAGGAGACGAGCCAACAGAUGAAAAAGCUGGUCAAGGAGCUCAAGGAUUUACUCAACGCUGCAAAAAAUUUGUCAAGAGCUCAGAGAGCACUUUCGGUCACGCUGCAAACUUUCAGGUUUGAGUGUAUAGGGACUUCACAAACAGACGACGAAUUAGUGAUAUCUAAGUCAUUAGCAGAAUUCGGCAGGCUGAUAGAAGCGAUAGAAGACGAACGGGCUAAAAUGAUGGAAAAGACCCAUGAGCAAAUCAUAAUUCCCCUGGAAAAUUUCAGGAAGCAGCACAUAGGUGGUGUCAAGGAGGGGAAAAAGAAGUUUGAAAAACAGACUGCCAAGUUUUGCCAAAGCCAGGAAAGGUACCUCAGUCUUUCUACCAAAAAACAAGACACAUUCCUUCAAGAGGCAGAUGCUACGCUGGAGAUGGAGCAGCGUCACUUCUAUCAAGCCAGUCUACAAUAUGUCUUCCUUCUCCAAGAAGUUCAAGAGAGGAAGAAAUUCGAAUUCGUUGAGAUUCUCUUAACUUUGAUGCUAGGGUGGCUUACAUUCUACCAUCAGGGUCAUGAUGCUGCUGGAGAUUAUAGACCAUACAUGACAGAGCUACAACUAAGGAUACAAAAAACAAGGGAAAAUUUUAAUGCAACAAGAGAUAAAACAGAAUCUCUAAUGAAGAAAACAUUAGAAAUGAGGCAGACAAAGACGGUUGAUGCCGGGAGUACGCAGACAAACAGCCGUGAGGGUUACCUGUUCCUAAUGGAAAAAAAAGCAUUCGGGACAACCACCUGGACCAAGCAAUAUUGUACAUACCAAAAAGACACUAAAGAAUUCUGUAUGAUCCCUUACAACCAAAUGUCAGGCAAAUUUAAUGCUGCGGAAAAAAUGAUUUUGGCAUCCUGUGUUAGGCGAAUGUCAGAUUCAAUUGAGAAGAGGUUCUGUUUUGAUCUCACACCAUCUGAUAGAGCUGGAGUAGUUUAUACAUUGCAAGCUCUUUCUGAAGAAGAUCGUAAACAGUGGAUGGAUGUAAUGGACGGGAAAGAACCGAUGUAUAGUGUGCCAGGUGGAAUAAAACCCGUUAACAAGACUGAGGAUCGUGUGUUAGAUGAACUAGGUUUUAAUUUUGUAACAAGAUGUAUAGAAGUUUUGGAUGAAAGAGGGUUGGAAGAACAAGGGCUUUAUAGAGUCGUGGGCGUAACUUCAAAAGUGACAAGACUAUUGCAACUGGCACUCGACAAAAAGAAAACGGACAAAUUGUUCGAAGACAACAGUGAAUGGGAAACAAAAACUAUCACUUCAGCUCUUAAAACAUAUUUGAGGAGUUUGUCUGAACCAAUCAUGACUUUUAAAUUCCACAACAGUUUUAUAAAUGCUGCAAAGCUAGAGACACAAGCGAAAAGAGUAAAUGAAGUCCAUUCUUUGGUUCAUAGACUACCAAAACCUAAUUAUGAUAUGCUAGAAAUAUUAAUAAGGCAUCUAAGUCAUGUAGCUGCUCAUUCCGAUAAGAAUUUAAUGACUGUAAGCAACCUAGGAGUUUGUUUUGGACCUACAUUACUUCGUCCUGAAGAAGAAACAGUAGCGGCUAUUAUGGAUAUAAAAUUUUGCAACGUAGUGGUAGAAAUUCUAAUAGAAAAUUAUAAUAAGAUAUUCAAAACACCAUAUACCGAGUCAAAUUUACAACCCCAUUCUAUAACUGUUGAUUCUCCUCCUCGUCAACAAUCCCAGCCUAUUCCAAGAAAACCAGCGUCGGCAGGGACUGCUCACGUGAGACCAUUUUACGAUGUUGGUGGAAACCUAAGCAAUUCUUUACAUAAUGUAGCUACACGAAAUGCUGUGCCUAGAGGGCAGUUUCAAGGUUUCCAACCAGGAAGAAGAGGCAGUUUUGGUAGAGUUGCUAAUGCUGUUGCUGCAUAUUCCGAAGGAAAUCUCCAUCUGAUAUCUUCAGCACAUCAGACCCACCCCAUUUAUGCCAGUCCACCUACAACCAAGCAUAAUAUAUUACCACCAGCUAUUUUAAAUUCAGAUCAAUUAAACAGUACGAGUAGCUCAAAUGAAAGUGUUUCUUCAUUGUGCUCUAGAGACUUGAGUAAUCAUAAUUAUGGUACUCCCCAGAAACGAAAUUCAACUCAUGCUCCAGAAAUCUCCACAACCUACCAGUCUCGAAUGCAAUAUCAAACUGGGCGUGUUCGGACGUUGUAUGCUUGCUUAGGUGAAAAUGAUGGAGAGCUCUCUUUUGAGCCAAAUCAAAUAAUUACCAAUGUACGAUCGUCUGUGGAGCCAGGUUGGCUUGAGGGGACCUUGAACGGUAAAAGUGGUCUCGUUCCAGAAAAUUAUGUCGAACCUCUCCUGUAAUAUAUUUCUGGGUGUAGGCAAUGUUUUUAAAAUCUUAUAACUAACAUAUCUCAUCAGACUGAUUAACAUUACAUUAUGUAAACUAAGCAGUUUGGAAAUUGUUAGGUUAUAGAUAUCAGCUAACAGCUGAACAUUUAUCGCAGUCCAUUUAUUUAAUUCCAUGAACAGGUAUUUGGUGGGAUACAUUAUUUUCUACAGGGUAUUUUACUUUUCAACCUUAAAUUAGCUUUGCAUUGAAAACAUAACAACAAUUUAUUUGUGAGAAGAGAGAAAGUCCAUUUAUUAAAGUUAUUAAUUUUUUAAAAAAAUUCAUUUUUAAAUCAUGCAAUAAUUUUAUAAUUUUUCAAUAUACGGAUUAAUUGUAUUUAAGUCAGAAGAUAGUUGUAGAUUAAAUGUAAUAACUGUCCUUCCCUGGUGUUGUGGAUGAAGAGGGAGGAUCGGCCAUUGAGAAAUAUACACAUUAUACAUAAUGUAAUAUAAUAAUUGGAGAAUAACCGUAUAGUUUCAUACUAGUCAGAGUGAUGUCUAUGUAUACAAUUUGUUUGAUUGUUUAUGCAAAGGAGUGGCUGGCAAAAAUUGAAGCCACUUGAAUUGUAAAGGUGUCAGUGUUCUCCUUUAAUCAGUGUAAUGUUAUAAUUGUGUAGUAAAAUGUGUCCGACGUUCACUCGUUCACAUUCUCCAUUGAUACCGACAAGAAAAUGUAGUUUCACCAUUAGAGUCAACAAGAAAAGUUACUUUAUAAUUAGUAAUUUUUAACAAAUGUUCAUUUAGUCAACUGUAGCACAAUAAAUGUCUCUUCCAUUUGAUAAAUUAAUUAUUAUUAUAGUAAUAAUUAUAUUGAUCAUUUUUCCCAUGUGAUGUGGUACUUAAAGAACAUAAAUCAAUCAUUUUUUUUUUAAAUAAUACAUUUAAAUAUAUGGAAUUUAUGCCAUAUUAUGAGAUUUCCUCUUGUGGGUGAUAAACAUUAUUGUUAUUUAUCAUUGUGGUUGCCCAUCCUCACUGAUUUUUUAUUGGUUCAGACGUGUUUCGGCAUUUCACCACCUUCAGUGUUUGGGUGAUUUUUUUGGAGGGAAGUAUAUAGAUUAUAACAUUCAAAAAGACCUCAACUUAAUCCAUGAAACACAACAACAAAGAACACUAUACCUACACAGCCUCUCCCGCUGUACAAAAAUCACCCAAACACUGAAGAUGGCAAAAUGCUGAAAUGCGUCUGAACCAACAAAAUUCAGCUGGGAUAGGCAGGCCAAGAUGAUAUGUAACUAUCAAACAAUAGAUUUACCCUAUCGAUUGUUUUGUUUUAUGAUUAAAAUAAACAAAUCAAAAUAAAAUAUC